UGGCAGAGAAGGGUGGAGGACACUGAAUGGAGACCACUGGAGGGAUUGGCAGAGAGGGAUGGAGGACACUGAGUGGAAGCCAGUGGAGGGAUUGGCAGAGAGGGGUGGAGGGCACUGAGUGGAGUCCAGUACAGGGAUUGGCAGAGAGCAGUGGAGGGCACUGAGUAGAGAGGCCAGUAGAGGGAUUGGCAAAGAGAAGGGAGGCCAGUGGGAUUGGCAGAGAAGGGUGGAGGACACUGAAUGGAGACCACUGGAGGGUUUGGCAGAGAGAGGUGGCAUAUACAGAAUGGUUAGUAAGCGAUUGGAUUUGGGGCUGAAAGGACAGAUGGGAGUCCA
Messenger RNA from Staurois parvus, 336 nucleotides. The record is from the annotation of a GenBank genome assembly. NCBI's taxonomy places the organism in Eukaryota, Metazoa, Chordata, Amphibia, Anura, Ranidae.